GCAGGACGAGUGUGUUUGCUGGGCGUGGGCUAACGGUUAUGGGCCCUAGCCGGCUCCGUGCGGCCCGCGCGCGCUGUCGCGCCCAAAGAGUGGGCCACGCCGGCCUUUCCGUGGGAGCAGCCUGUACAUUGUGAUUGCGCCUUUCCCCGUGCCGGGCGAGGUGAGAAGGCGGUGGCCGGGCCCGAGGAGGAGGGAGGGGACGGAGCGUGACAGCCCUGGGCGCCGCCCCCUCGGCGCCGCAGGUCCGCGGCCCGGCGACCCGGAGGCACUGGGGUCGGGCCGCCGGGAAGACGGCGCGCGUGCCCCUCCUUGGAGAGAGCGGAGCCACCGGGGCCGACGGCGCUUUUGGAUCCCCUGCAAGGCAGGAAGGAGGGCGGGACGGGGACAGCGAGCCCGACGUGGACCCGCUCGUGUCUCUCCUAGUUAGAAAUAGUCCUUGGGGAAGAUGGAAGGGGAGAAGCGGCCGGCGCCCUACGAGGGCCUGUUUGCGGACGGGCACCUGGUCCUGUGGACGCUGUGCUCGGUGCUGCUGCCCGUGUUCAUCACCUUCUGGUGCAGCCUCCAGCGGUCGCGCCGGCAGCUGCACCGCAGGGACAUCUUCCGCAAGAGCAAGCAUGGGUGGCGCGACACGGACCUGUUCAGCCAUCCCACCUACUGCUGCGUGUGCGCGCAGCACAUCCUGCAAGGCGCCUUCUGCGACUGCUGCGGGCUGCGCGUGGACGAGGGCUGCCUCAAGAAGGCCGACAAGCGCUUCCACUGCAAGGAGAUCAUGCUCAAGAAUGACAGCAAGGCCCUGGACGCCAUGCACCACCACUGGAUCCGGGGCAACGUGCCCCUGUGCAGUUACUGUGUGGUUUGCAAGCAGCAAUGCGGCAGUCAACCCAAGCUCUGCGAUUACAGGUGCAUUUGGUGUCAGAAAACAGUACAUGAUGAGUGUAUGAAAAAUAGCUUAAAGAAUGAACAGUGUGAUUUUGGAGAAUUCAAAAACCUCAUCAUUCCACCAAGUUAUUUAACCUCCAUUAAUCAGAUGCGUAAAGACAAAAAAACAGAUUAUGCAGUGCUAGCGUCUAAGCUUGGAAAGCAGUGGACUCCAUUAAUAAUCCUGGCCAACUCUCGUAGUGGAACUAAUAUGGGAGAAGGACUGCUGGGAGAAUUCAGGAUCCUCCUAAAUCCCGUACAGGUUUUUGAUGUUACUAAAACUCCCCCUGUCAAAGCCCUGCAACUUUGUACUCUUCUUCCCUAUUACUCAGCUCGAGUCCUUGUUUGUGGAGGGGAUGGGACUGUGGGCUGGGUCCUGGAUGCAGUUGAUGAAAUGAAGAUUAAGGGACAAGAGAAAUACAUUCCACAAGUUGCAGUCUUGCCUCUGGGAACAGGCAACGAUCUAUCUAAUACCUUGGGUUGGGGUACAGGCUAUGCGGGAGAAAUCCCAGUCGCACAAGUCUUAAGAAACGUGAUGGAAGCAGAUGGAGUUAAACUAGAUAGAUGGAAAGUUCAAGUAACAAAUAAAGGAUACUACAACUUAAGAAAACUCAAGGAAUUCACAAUGAACAACUAUUUUUCUGUUGGACCUGAUGCUCUUAUGGCCCUCAAUUUUCACGCUCAUCGUGAGAAGGCACCAUCUCUGUUUUCUAGCAGAAUUCUUAAUAAGGCUGUUUACUUAUUUUAUGGAACCAAAGAUUGUUUAGUGCAAGAAUGUAAAGAUUUGAAUAAAAAAGUUGAGCUAGAGCUGGAUGGUGAGCGAGUAGAACUGCCGAAUUUGGAAGGUAUUAUCGUUCUGAACAUUGGCUACUGGGGCGGUGGCUGCAGACUGUGGGAAGGGAUGGGAGAUGAGACUUACCCUCUAGCCAGGCAUGAUGAUGGUUUACUGGAAGUUGUUGGAGUAUAUGGGUCUUUCCACUGUGCUCAGAUUCAAGUGAAACUGGCAAAUCCUUUUCGAAUAGGACAAGCACAUACAGUGCGGCUGAUCUUGAAGUGCUCGAUGAUGCCAAUGCAGGUAGAUGGGGAGCCAUGGGCCCAGGGGCCCUGCACUGUCACCAUAACCCACAAGACACACGCGCUGAUGUUAUAUUUCUCUGGAGAACAAACAGAUGACGACAUCUCUAGUACUUCAGAUCCAGAGGACACAAAGGAAACUGAGGGGAGUGGCCAAAGAAAGAAAAGAAAAGAAAAGGAAGUUACAGGUUUAAAGCUGGAUGGUUCACCAACUUCUCUUUUGAUUAAAAGACAGUGUCAACAAUUCAAAAAAAUGUACUAAAGAAAAUUUACCAGUCAGAUUAAUUGCCCAAAAAAGUUCAGUGGUAAUUGAUAAGUUUUAAAAAUUUAGUGGUCUGGUAGUAUUUUGAAAUAUAGUAGUCUUUUAUAUCCAAAGUACUUAACAGAAUUUCCCCUUGGGGAAGUGGAUAUAGAAUCCUCUGCUAAAAUGUUUAUAUCAUAUUUAUUUUAAAAUAAGAGAUAUAUUUUUUUUACUUAUUUAUUUUCUUCAUCGUCGUAUACCUGUGUUUAGUGUUUACAAUAUAUUGCUUUAUUUAAUAAGUUAAAUUGAUCACAUAAAUUCUGCCGCUCACAAUCAGAAGUGUAGCCUAAGUAAUAGUUGAAACCCAUGGUUUAAUUCUCCUGACAGAUGCGUUACGUAGAUAUUCUCACUCCUCAGAAAUAUGCCGAGGGUGCUCCUCUGCUGCUUCCCAGCCUACUCCCUCCGGCCCUGCCGUGGGGCCGCCCCAGGGGGCCUCCAGCCUGCUGUUUUAGGACACGUGGCCCAUUCGUGGGUCUGGUGGUCUUUUAUGACAUUAAUCUCUGAAGGAUUGGAAUGUAUCCCCCCAAACACCGUUAGCUCCCCUUAAGGGUCUAUUAUGAAUCUGUCACCUAUUAUGAAUUGCCAGAAACUUAAAUUUCAGUCACCUUCAGGCCCAGGCCAUGUUUUGAAGGAACAACUAAGUAGUGUAUACAGUAGUCAGUACAUUACAUUAGAAUGCUUUUAUUUUGCUUAAAUUAACCUCUUCCAGAUCUCAGUGGGAGCAGCUAAAUUCUAGUAUUCUUAAGAUUUUGUGGGCAGAGCUGUUUCCACCUUAUUCAUAUACCAUUCAUGGUAGGUUACCUAUUGCGGUGGUGGGAGAGUUUGUAGAUUUUCUUUCAAGGGGCUGAUCAUGUUUUGAGUAUAAUGAGCUUCAUUGUUUAAUUCACGGUCAAAAUUGUUACAGAUACCACAUUUUACAAAUAUACUGUUAAAUUCACUUUAGGCUAUAUCUUAUCUAUAAUUCAUAGUGCUAAUUAUAGAAUCAAAGUAAAUAUGGGAUAUCAAAUUAAAAUAAUCAAAAUAACUUACCGCUUUUUUAAUUUUUAAAACUGUAACUAUAAUGUUACAUUUGAUUUAGAACAGAUUUAUAUACAACACCGUUUAUUUAAAAACAAAUUGUUUUUUCAGUUUUCAUAAUCCAGUGAAGUUUUUUCCCUGCUUGACCCUUCACAAAGUUUAUCUGUUACUGUAUUCACUCAUUUAGACUUAAUUUUUAUUUAGGAAAGUUAUUUCAGAAUACCAUAUCAUAAAACAUACUAUCUUAUUUUUUUUUAAUUCACUAACUUUUUAGGCACAUUUACUCAGCAUUUCAAAUAAAUGUGUAGGCAUGUGCCUUGUUUUAAAUAAGUACAAUUUAUAAGACUCAUGUUUGCAAGUUAUAUUUUAGGGUAGCAGUUGUUGACAUUACCAGGGAUUCCACACUUUAUAAAACAUAAUUUGCCACAGGAUUUUUCUGUUCCAUUUUAAACUGUCUUGAUUAAAAAAAAAAAAAAGUCUAAAUUCUCAGGAAGAAGUGUAGUAAAGCAUGUCUUCAUGUCUGUUUUCAGAUUUCUGUCAUCUUUUACUGCUCUAAUACAUUCCUAACUCCUCGCUAGCUUAAAUACUGAAUACCUGGCAGCUCUUAGGGAUCCCAUAAAUAGAUGGAGAUAAUUUUCAGUGCUUUGUUAGUUUAACAGAAAUCAAACUGACUUGUGUUUUAAAAUACAAGUUGUCUAAUGGUAAGAUUGCAUGAUCUUAAAUGUGUUUUAGGUUUUCUGCAACAAUUAGCUGUGAACCCUUAAUGUAGCUAAUGUUUAUAAAAUUUUAUAGUCAAAAUUAUUUAUUUUUAUUUUUUUAGGGUGUGUCGAAAAACAUGUAGUAUUUGCUUUUUGAAAUAUGUUUGCCUACUUAGAGUUGGAAAAUAUACUGUGACUCAAAUUGUAAACAGUUCUUUUUGUGCUGUGAAAAUGAAUACUACCAGUAUGUCAAAAGAAAAAUAGUGCGCGUUUGUAAUAUAAAGUAAAAUUGUAUUUCACGUAUAUUAUGGAAUUUUAAAUUUGCGCUAACUUAGAACACUUUAAAGGUGAUGUUAAAUUACAGAUUCAUGUGGAUCUGAAUACGUAAUUUGUACUUGUUCAGCCGAAAAGGUCAGUAGAGUGGGUGAUAGCUUUGUGUGGUUUUUCCCUCAAAAUGAUAACACUGAAACAAGAACCAGCACUUUAUAGUCAGGCUUUUUAAAAAUUCUACCUAGGGCUUCCCUGGUGGCGCAGUGGUUGCGCGUCCGCCUGCCGAUGCAGGGGAACCGG
This is a messenger RNA of Physeter macrocephalus (sperm whale), 4578 nucleotides long. It is a transcript of the gene DGKE, whose product is annotated as diacylglycerol kinase epsilon. The coding region runs from base 446 to 2254 and encodes 602 amino acids. Lineage: Eukaryota; Metazoa; Chordata; Mammalia; Artiodactyla; Physeteridae. Gene Ontology annotation, molecular function: ATP-dependent diacylglycerol kinase activity. The record is from RefSeq and is a predicted model, not a curated record. The transcript is spliced from 12 exons.